CUUGAAGAAUAACUCAUUCAUCAGUCUCUUACAAGGCAUAGAGUUGGUCGUGUAAACCAUUGCAACGAAGUUAUUUAGGGAAAACGUGCGCGUUAUUCCUUAAACGUCAAUUUCUUAUUUUCACUUGGACGAGCAAACAGGGCAGCUGCAAUGUGGAUUCAAGUGCGCACAAUGGAUGGGAAGGAGACCCACCGGGUAGAUAACCUCUCCAAACUUACCAAGGUGGAUGAGCUGCGUCUCAAAAUCUUGGAGAUCUUCAAGGUGGAACCAGAGAGGCAGCGGCUGUUCUACCGUGGCAAGCAGAUGGAGGAUGGCCAUACUAUAUUCGACUACAACGUGGGACUAAAUGACAUAGUGCAGCUGCUUGUUAGGCAGAAGAUGCCCCCUGUUGAUGUUGUCAAGAGCAAGGACAAAGAAGCCGAGCUCUCUGACUCUGAUUCUGGCUGUGGCUCAACCCAGAGCGAGUCUGACAAGAGCUCUACUCACGGUGAAGUAGAGGGUCAAACUGCUAGCACCUCUGCCCAGACCAACAGCUCAGAGCUCAUCGAUCCGGGGUUUGGAUUUUACAAGAUCAAUGAGCUGGUGGAUGCAAGGGACUUGAAUAUGGGAGCGUGGUUUGAGGCCCAGAUUGUGAAUGUUACGAAGACGACACAGACGCCUAAAGAGGAGGCUGCAGAGGCACAGCCAGCAGAGGAAGAGAUACUGUACCAUGUUAAAUAUGAAGACUACCCAGAGAAUGGUGUGAAUCAGUUGCUGUCCAAGGAUGUUCGUCCGCGGGCCCGUACGGUGUACCAGUGGCACCAGCUUGAGCCAGGAAUGGUUGUUAUGGUCAACUACAACCCAGACGAGCCCAAGGAGCGUGGCUACUGGUAUGACGCAGAGAUCCAGAAGAAGAGGGAAACGCGUUCUCUGCGAGAAAUCUAUGCCAAGAUUAUCCUUGGCGAUGCUGGUGACUCUCUUAAUGACUGCCGGAUCGUGUUCCUGACUGAAAUCUACAAAAUUGAGGAAGCCGGCUCUCUGAGUGAAACCCCACCUGGAUCAGAGAGUCCACUAAAAAGAUCAAAUGGACCUGAAUGCAAGCACUGUAAGGAUGAUCCCAAAAAAAACUGUCGCUGGUGUAACUGCCACAUCUGUGGCAUCAAGCAGGAUCCUGACAAACAGCUGUUAUGUGAUGAAUGUGACAUGGCCUAUCACACCUACUGCCUGAACCCACCACUCACCUCUAUCCCUGAAGAUGAGGACUGGUAUUGCCCAGGUUGCCGUAAUGAUGCCAGUGAGGUUGUGUUGGCUGGAGAGAAGCUGAAAAAGAGCAAGAAGAAAGCAAAGAUGGCUUCCGCCAGCUCCUCCAGCCAGAGGGACUGGGGCAAGGGAAUGGCCUGUGUUGGUCGAACCAAGCAGUGCACUAUUGUCCCAUCCAAUCACUACGGCCCAAUUCCUGGUGUCCCUGUCGGCUCCUUGUGGAAGUUCAGAGUACAGGUCAGUGAGUCUGGAGUCCACAGACCACAUGUAGCUGGAAUUCAUGGCAGGAGCAACGAUGGUGCCUACUCUCUGGUCCUGGCUGGAGGUUAUGAGGAUGAUGUGGAUGAUGGUAAUGAGUUCACUUACACUGGCUCUGGCGGACGAGAUCUGUCUGGAAAUAAGAGGACUGCUGAGCAGUCAUGUGAUCAGACACUUACCCACAUGAACCGGGCACUGGCUCUCAACUGCAACGUCCCCGUCAAUGAGAAAAAUGGAGCUGAGUCCAAGAACUGGAAGGAAGGCAAACCAGUUAGAGUUGUGCGCAGCUGCAAGGGUCGCAAGCACAGUAAAUAUUGCCCUGAGGAAGGAAACCGAUAUGAUGGGAUAUACAAGGUGGCGAAGUACUGGCCUGACAAAGGCAAGUCUGGCUUCUUGGUUUGGCGUUAUCUGCUGAAGCGUGAUGAUGAUGAGCCGGCACCGUGGACAAGGGAUGGCAAGGAGCGCAUCAAGAAGCUCGCUCUCACCAUGCAGUAUCCUGCUGGCUAUCAGAAAGAGAAGGAGAACAAAAAUGAAGUGGAGGAGGCGGCGGCAGCAGCAACACCCAGCAAGGCAAAGAGGAAGAGAAAAUCUCAGGGCAGCGAAUCCUCCAAGACCCCACCAGCCAAGACUCCUAAGAAAAUCAAGGUAGAGGUAUACAAGCUUUCCCAGGAGCAGAAGGCCCUCAUCAAGAAUGACAAGCCAAACAAGAAGCUGUGGGACGAAGCCAUGGAGUCACUGUCACUUGGACCGAAAUUUUUGAACAAGGUUGAAGAAGUUUUCCUCUGCAUUUGCUGCCAAGAAGUGGUCUAUCAGCCCAUCACGACAGAGUGCCAACACAAUGUCUGCAAAGAAUGUCUUCAGCGGUCCUUCAGAGCAGAGGUUUACACCUGCCCGGCCUGCAGACACGAUCUGGGCAAAAACUACUCCAUGACUGUCAACAAAUCUCUGCAAGACAUUCUAAAUCAGUUUUUCCCGGGGUACAGCAACGGGCGAUGAUCAUUGGUUCUGCUUACUCAGCCCUCGAGGAAACGUGAUGUAAACUGUAAGGGGAAUUUUCAGUAGAGGCAAUAAAGAAUCAGUUUCUCUUAAUAUAUUUUUUAUGAUUUAUAAAACUACAAUUUCUGUGGACUUUAAUGCUGCCAUUUUUCACCUUGGAUCUGCCGUGAUGUGUAGUUACUGAUGAAUCGAAAAUUCCUUUAUUACUGCCUGUGCCAAUACCCCGUUAAUACCUUAAAUUGUGAUUUUUUUUUUUUUUUUUUUUUUUUCUUUUAACUCCCAGUGUUUUCAUUCUAUUCCAUUAACUAAUGCUAAUAUCGAUGUAAAAUUCUUGUUACUUUCAACUAAAUCCCUCCAUGUUUAGCACUCCUUAAGAUAACGUUAAGUCGUAAGUUGAUAAGCCGUUUACCCAACUUGUUUGGAGAUUCUUUUGUACAAGACUUUUUUUAGAAUCUGGAUCUACUGUUCGUUUGGCUGUGGCUGGUCAUCAUUUUGAUGCAAUCUUCUCAAUCUGAUCGUGCAUUCGGGAUGUGAAUUGGUUGGCAUUCACAUCUCACCUGGAAGACAGCAGCUUGAUUUGUCAUUAAGAAAUCAAUUGACAAAUUUAAAGUGGGGGGAAAAAAACUAUCAAGGCAAUGUCAUCACGACAGAUUCUAACUGCAGCACCUUGUGUGCACCUUGUGUAAACCUUGUCUUGGCAUGAUCAGAUGAUUGGCAUUGUAUUAAAAUGAAUGAACAAAGCCUUUUUUUUUUUUUUUUUUUUUUUUUUUUUUGAAAAGAGAUUUUCUGAAUCUAAAACUGUUUCAUAAAAUGUAGAUGAGACUUGACAUGCAAGCACAAACUUAACCAGUUUGUUUUUCUGCACUUCAGCUGUCUCUGAAGUGUCUUGUUGGCAAACCGUGUCAUCAAACUUGGUUGUAUUUUCUAGCUUCCCUAUAUAUUUUCAUACAAUAAUUUUAUAUUUGUAUAUGAAGUUUCUGAAAGUUGGUUUAACAAUUGCCAUGAAUUUGAUAAAAUCUUUAAAGCUAUUCUGUGGCAUUGAUUUGGAUUUCCCCUUUUUGAAAAGGUUCAUUUUUAUAAAGUCCAAAGAAACUUAAAUACUUAACCAAGAGUGUAAUGUAGAACUCCCAUCUAUCUAGCUCUUUAGAUGUUGUCCCAGACACUUAAACCUAAUUGAGUCUAGAAACUUUAUUUGUAUUUUUUUGCUAAAAUUAAAAUGUGUACUUUUCAUCUUUUAUAAUCCAUUACUGCCCUCUGUGGAAUGGGGCUGUUCAGUCAGAUUUUUGUCUCUGUGGUAACUUGUCUUACCUGACUUCCUUUAAAAAAAAAAAACAAAACAAAAAAAAAACAGGAAAUGCUUGCAUUAAUUUGAAACGUUAAGGAAAUUCCACACACUGCUCCUGAAAUUUGAUAUUGAAUUAACUAAAUUAUCUGAAUUUGUUAUUUACUUCUUUUGUCGCUGAAUGUCUUUUCAUGAAUGAUGUUUGGUGUUGAAUUUCAACAGCAGUGUGUGACAAUAUCCAUCCACAUGCCAGCACUUUGAGUUUUGAUGGAGAGACAAAGAUUUGCAUAGACCAGGAAAUGUAUAUUUUCUAAAAUUGUAUAAUUUUUAGUCCGUUCUAGUUUUGAUGUAGUUUUUAGAAAUGCUUGCACAUGUUUGUUGCAAAAAUUUGUCAAUACAUUUUCAGUGUUAUUCAAUAAAAAGUGAAAAAGA
Molecule: messenger RNA, 4207 nt
Organism: Seriola aureovittata
Lineage: Eukaryota; Metazoa; Chordata; Actinopteri; Carangiformes; Carangidae
Gene: uhrf1
Product: ubiquitin-like with PHD and ring finger domains 1
Exons: 17
Coding region: 151-2493 (780 amino acids)
Biological process (GO): negative regulation of gene expression via chromosomal CpG island methylation
Molecular function (GO): protein binding; ubiquitin protein ligase activity
Source: RefSeq, a predicted model, not a curated record